This is a messenger RNA of Motacilla alba alba, 811 nucleotides long. RefSeq names its product myosin light chain 10 (gene MYL10). Gene Ontology annotation, molecular function: calcium ion binding. NCBI's taxonomy places the organism in Eukaryota, Metazoa, Chordata, Aves, Passeriformes, Motacillidae. The transcript is spliced from 7 exons. The record is from RefSeq and is a predicted model, not a curated record. The coding region runs from base 182 to 679 and encodes 165 amino acids. Gene Ontology annotation, cellular component: cytoplasm; mitochondrion.
GGAACAGAUGCUUGGAAUGGUAUUGGGAUCCAAUUACUGCACUUUUCCAACCUUACAUCUAUUGUCUAAACUUGGAGCAGGCAUAUUUUUAUUCCUUGGUGACACUAUAUAAAGAGACAAUUGGCAUUGUGUUUGUUGGCUGACUGGUUGGCAGAGGAGGGGUGGAAGGAGCAGCAGCACCAUGGCUCCCAAAAAGGCAAAGAAGAAGAUAGAAGGUGGUUCCAAUGUUUUCUCUAUGUUUGAACAAACCCAGAUCCAGGAGUUCAAAGAGGCUUUUACCAUCAUGGAUCAGAACAGGGACGGCUUUAUUGACAAAGCAGAUUUGAGAGACACAUUUGCUGCACUAGGUCGUCUGAAUGUCAAGAAUGAAGAGCUUGAAGACAUGGUGAAGGAGGCGCCAGGUCCUAUUAACUUCACUGUCUUCCUUACUAUGUUUGGGGAAAAGCUGAAAGGCACGGACCCAGAAGAAACCAUUCUGAAUGCUUUUAAGAUUUUCGACCCAGAAGGAAAAGGCCGCAUAAAGGCAGACUACAUCAAAGAAAUGCUCAUGACACAGGCAGACCGGUUCAGUCAAGAAGAGAUCAACCAGAUGUUUGCUGCUUUCCCUCCAGAUGUCUCUGGGAACCUUGACUAUAAGAACCUCUGCUAUGUUAUCACCCAUGGUGAGGAGAAAGACUGAGAGCAAAGAGAGGAGGUUCUCCUGUGCUGAUGCACUCAGUUAUUUCAUGAAGCUCUCAUGAACAAACAUCCAGGAUGUGAAGCUGUGUGGUCAUUGGAAGAGAACUAAUAAAAUAAUUGAAAAUAGAUUAAA